Molecule: messenger RNA, 3411 nt
Organism: Liolophura sinensis
Lineage: Eukaryota; Metazoa; Mollusca; Polyplacophora; Chitonida; Chitonidae
Product: hephaestin-like protein
Exons: 13
Coding region: 1-3411 (1136 amino acids)
Biological process (GO): iron ion transport
Cellular component (GO): plasma membrane
Molecular function (GO): oxidoreductase activity; copper ion binding
Source: RefSeq, a predicted model, not a curated record
AUGUUCAUCAAGAACGGCAAAGACCGCAUUGGCAGUCGGUACAAGAAAUGUCUGUACAAACAAUACACGGACGACAGCUACAUGGACGAGAUAGAGCAGCCUGGGUGGCUAGGACUUGUUGGACCGGUGCUCAGAGCAGAGAAAGGGGACCGGUUUGUGAUCCACUUCAAGAACAAGUGCAAACGCCAGUUUUCCAUGCAUCCGCACGGUGUCCACUAUCUAAAAGACAGCGAAGGUGCACUGUAUAUUGACGGCACUUGGGGAAAGUUGAAACAGGACGACAUGGUUCCCCCUAACGGUUCUCACACCUACAUCUGGUCAAUACCCGAGAACUUCGCCCCUCUAGACAGCGAUCCUAACUGCAUGACCUGGGCCUACCACUCCCAUAUCAACCCAGCCAGAGACACGAACUCAGGAUUAAUCGGAGCUUUACUUACCUGCAAAAAAGGAAUCCUUAACGACGACAACACGAGAAAGGACAUAAAAUACGACUUCGUCAUGCUGUACAAGAUAUACGACGAGAGCCUGAGCUGGUACAUCGACGAGAACCUGGAAAAAUGCAAAGACCCCAAACUGUGCAAGGAACUCCUGAGUUCAAACGAUCCUGGAUUUGCCACCAGCAACAUGAUGCAUGGCAUCAACGGACGCCUGUUCGGAAAUCUGCCAGCUUUCGAGGCCUGUGAAAAUGAGCAUGUUGUGUGGAACAUGAUCGGUAUGGGUACUGAGAUAGAUUUACACACGGCACACAUCAACGGCCAAACCUUCACCGUGAAUGACCACAGAAUUGAUACGGUGCAUUUGUUUGCGGCUGACUUCAUGACGGGAGACAUGUACCCGAAGAAUCCCGGACGAUGGCUUAUCCAGUGCGCUGUGAACGAUCACUACUCCGACGGUAUGCAGGCUUUCUUGGACGUUAAAUCGUGCAGUCAGGAGCGUGCGUACGCUCCCCCAACAUGGACGGCUGCCCACAAGACGAGAACCUACUACAUCACAGCAGAGGAAGUUUGGUGGCGUUAUGCCCCGUCAGUUUGGAACAAAUUCUCCGGAGGCAGCUUGUCUGACCCGUCCAGUCGAUCAUCGACUUACUUUGGGAAAUCCAUGACAAGAAUUGGUGGGCAGUACAAGAAAGCUUUGUUCUUUGAAUACACUGAUGAAACCUUCACAAGGCGAAAGUAUCGUUCGGAUUCAGAGAUUCAUCUGGGGUUUCUGGGUCCAGUGAUUCGUGCUGAGGUUGGAGAAUCCAUUAAAGUUGUAUUCAAAAAUUACGCAUCCAGAAACUACUCGAUGCACCCACACGGCGCUAUGUAUGACAAAGCCAACGAGGGUGCCAGCUAUAACGACAGCUCUAAAGCCAUCAAAGACAACGCCGUACCACCUGGAGGAAUGUACACCUACACAUGGUAUAUCCCGGAGAGUUUCGGACCCACUUACAGCGAUCCCGACUGCCUCACCAAUUUCUACCAAUCAGCUGUCGAUCCAGUUCGCGAUACCAGUUCCGGUUUGGUAGGGCCCCUUCUCACAUGUAAAAAAGGCACACUGGAUCACGAAGGACGACAGAAGGGAGCUGAUAAAGAAUUCAUUCUAGUGGUGCAAGUCACGAACGAGAAUCUCUCCUGGUACAUCGACGAAAAUAUCAAGAAGCGAAUUAAAGACAUGAGCAAGAUUAACAAGACAGACCCAGCCUUUGUGGAAUCCAACAGAAUGAGAAACAUUAACGGGCGUUCCUAUGGCAACUUGGAAGGACUGGAAAUGUGUGUGGGCGACAAAGUGUCCUGGCAUUUGAUUGGCUUAGGAACGCAAACUGAUAUACAUCCGGUUCACUUCUUCGGAAACACUUUGUCCAAAAUCAACCGUGUGGACGUAUUCGCUGUGUUUCCAUCAACCACACAGACAUUGGCUAUGGUUCCCGAUAAUCCAGGUAUUUGGGGUUUGAUCUCCCGAACAAAUGAACAUUUCAAGAACGGUUUGACGGCCUUGUACACCGUCCACGGUUGCGGGAUGAAGCCACCGACAAAAGUUCCCUAUGACGCUAAAUCCCGCCGCUAUUAUGUCGGUGCCGUGGAAGUCGAGUGGGAAUACGCUCCACUUAAGAGAGAUGUUGUGAAGGGAAAGAGUUUGAAGAGGCCUGAUUCAGUUGGCUAUAUCUUUGUGAGACAUGACAAAGGCUUCAUCGGCAGCAAAUAUUACAAAGCCGUGUACAGGGAGUUUACUGAUGCAUCUUUCACGGAACCGAAAAAGCGGGACGAUCGAAACAUUCAUCGUGGAAUCUUAGGACCCGCUCUGAGAGCCGAAGUUGGAGAAGUCAUCGAAGUUGUCUUCAAGAACAUGGCAAGCAGGCCUUUCUCUAUCCAUCCCCAUGGCGUGUUUUACUCUAAGAACAACGAAGGUGCCCCCUACCUUGAUCACACAGGAAAGCACACGGAUGAUAUGGUCACUAAAAACGGUUUCUACGUGUACCGAUGGUUGGUUCCUGACAGGGCCGGCCCCGGUAAGAGCGACCCCAACUGCAUCAGCUGGCCCUACUACUCUUCCGUGAAUCCUGUGAAAGACGUCUACGCUGGUCUGGUGGGGAAUAUAAUCAUCUGUAGGAAAGGCAUCCUCUCCAAAGAUGGAAAGCGAAAGGAUCACAUCGAUAGAGAAAUCACUCUGUUCUUCUUCCUCUUCGACGAAAUGAUGAGUUGGUACAUCAACAAAACCACGAGCAAAUACGCGCCGAGCCGAAUGCACGACAUGUCCAAUUCCACGUUUAUGGCCAGCAAUAUUAUGAAUUCUAUCAACGGUUUUAUCUACGGAAACAAUCAAGGUUUGGUCAUGUACAAAGGAGAGAAGAUCGCCUGGUAUAUAUUUGCUCUCGGGGGAACCAUGGACAUGCACACCGUACAUUUCCACGGACAGGUCCUUAUUCACAAGAGAGGAAAUCCCACUAUUGUCGACGUCCUCGCCAUCUUCCCUGGAACCACGGAAACGCUGGAACUUGAAGCGACCAAUCCGGGCACAUGGCUCUUGCAUUGUCACGUGAACGACCAUUUGACCAAUGGCAUGGAGACUUUCUACACGAUCAAGGAUUCAUCGGCCGGAGGAGCGUGGACGACAAGAAGGACGACGAUGGAUUGGAGAGGAACAGAUUCGCGAUCACGUGAGCACGGGACGCGGGAAAUCGAUUACAGUGACUCCAGGGGGAUGGACUCGGAAUCUAUGGAGGAGGGAGGGGACGAUAUGUGGGGAAAGAUGGAUAUGAUAAUCUUGAUCGUUGCCUGUGUAGUGGCAGCGGUGGUACUAGGGGCAGCAAUUAUCAUACCAGCUCGAGGGCCACCAAAAGCCUCCAGAACCACAACAUCAUUGGAAAGUGGCGAUGACGCACCGGGAACCAGUCCGUCACCUGUAAACGUGGUUAACGAGGAAGUCCACUGA